Messenger RNA from Mugil cephalus (flathead mullet), 5920 nucleotides. It is a transcript of the gene chl1b, whose product is annotated as cell adhesion molecule L1-like b. The transcript has 32 exons. Bases 374 to 4249 code for a protein of 1291 amino acids. NCBI's taxonomy places the organism in Eukaryota, Metazoa, Chordata, Actinopteri, Mugiliformes, Mugilidae. Gene Ontology annotation, molecular function: cell-cell adhesion mediator activity. The record is from RefSeq and is a predicted model, not a curated record. Gene Ontology annotation, biological process: cell-cell adhesion; brain development.
GGAGGAGGAGGAGGGGAGGUCCUCUCGUUCAGACCCGGCUGCGAGUAAGCGAAGCGGCGCUCGGCUCCAGUCAAACCUCUCCCUCUGCGCUUAUUCCUCCAGCGGUGGAGAAAAAUUCAAGUUUGCGAGCGGCUGCAACGACAGGAGUUGGACCCGAAGGUGGGAUGCCGCUGAUGGAAAUGAUCAUCUUCUCAUUCAGCCUCCUGCCUGCAGGACCUUUCCAUUAAAUUACAGCUGAGCCGCCCUCUCUCUGGAGAAGGGGAUUUGAUUCAGGUACUGCCGAUUCAGCGCGCCAGAGACAUGAACUGAGAGCGAGGAGCACGACGCCUGUUUCUUGAGAAAACCUUUCCGAGAUCUCACAGCGGGGAAAACCAUGAGGUUGCAGAGGAGCCCGGGACUGGCCGCCGUGAUGGCCGUGGUCGCCUGUGCUUGUGCCUUUCAUACGAGUGCAGCCAUCGACAUCCCACUGGAAGUUUUAAGUCUCAUAAACAUUGAGCAGCUGCCCACCAUCACGGCUCAGUCGCCCAGCUCUCUCAUCGCGUUCCCUUUCGACGACAGCUUCCCCAUGACGUGUGAAGCCAAAGGGAAUCCCGAGCCAGAAUUCACUUGGACAAAGAAUGGCCAGGAAUUCGACCCCUUUCUAGACCCCCGCCUGUUGAAAGAAGAGAAUUCUGGGACCUUUGUGAUACCCAAUAAUGGGAACCUUACAGAGUACCAGGGAACCUAUCGCUGUUACGCCUCAAACAAACUGGGGACCGCCAUAUCCAAGGAGAUUGAGUUCAUUGUGCCCAGUGUUCCUAAAUUCCCUAAAGAGACGCUUGACCCUGUGGUGGUGGAGGAGGGCCAGGCUUUCACUUUAAAAUGUGACCCGCCUAAAGGAAUUCCUCCUCUGCAGAUCUACUGGAUGACUAUCAAUCUCCAGCACAUCGAGCAGGACGAGAGGGUUUCCAUGGGCUUGAACGGAGACCUUUACUUUUCCCACGCCGUGGAGCGGGACAGCCGGAGGGACUACUGCUGCUUCGCCGCCUUCCCGAGGAUACGGACCAUCGUCCAGAAGACCGCCAUGUCCGUCAUCGUCAAGACAAAGAAAAGUGACAGCCCUGAUGGUGGUGCUAAUGCAAUCCGGGACAGAAGACCCACUCUUAUGACGCCCUCUGGUGUCAGAUCAGAGACACGGCUGGUGAAGGGAGAAGACUUGGAGUUGGAGUGUAUUGCUGAAGGAUUUCCAACUCCGCAGGUCGAAUGGGAGAAGAUAGGCCAUCAACUUCCUGCCAAAGCAAGUCUGGAGAAUCACGGGAAACUGCUGUACGUGCCGAGAGCCGAGCAGGAGGACGGGGGGAAGUACAUGUGCAAGGCCAAGAACAGGCUCGGAGAGGCCGUCCACUACUUCACAGUCACAGUGGAGGAGCCUCCGGAGUGGGACUUGGAGCCCGAGAGUCAGCUCAGUAUGAUCGGCUCAGAGGUGCGCAUCAAGUGCUCGGCCACUGGGACUCCUCAGCCGACUACUACGUGGAGGGUGAACGGCUUACCUCUGCAGGACUCCCCGGCAGCCAACAGGAAGAUGGUCGGCGAUGAGAUAGUUCUGCAUAACCCCAAAGCUUCUGACAGCGCAGUCUAUCAGUGUGAGGCCUCCAACAGGCACGGAACCCUCCUGUCCAACGCCAACAUCAUGAUCAUGAAUCUGCCCCCUAUGAUUUUGACCAAAGACAGGGAGGAAUACUCAGCCGUGGAGAGGAAGGGGCUGACGAUGCACUGCAAGGUCUUCAGUUCUCCCCCCUCCAUGAUCACUUGGAGCAGAGACGAUUCGCCUGAAUCUGUGGAGGGACCCAGGUUCACCGUUCACGACAACGGCUCGAUGGAGAUUUACGGCGUAGAGAAGGAGGACAUGGGCCAGUACACGUGCUUGGCCAAAAACACGGAGGGGUCGUCCGCCAUCACCGCCGUGCUUUAUGUAAAAGAUCCCACUAGGAUAGUGGUGACCCCAGAGGACCAGCAGAUCUUAAUAGGCACCACAGCCCAACUCUCAUGCCGGGCAGAGUACGACAAGUCCUUCAGCAAUGACUUUGAGCUCCUGUGGGAAAAAGAUGAUAUGGAGAUAGGCCUCAACUACACCGAGAAUUCAAGAUACUUUCUGGAAGACGGGAUUCUUCACAUUUUCAACGUGAGCCACAUUGACCAGGGUGUGUACACCUGCGUGGCAAAGACUCCAGUGGACCGGGACACGGCCACAGCCCGGCUCACGGUCUUAGAUGUCCCAGAUGCACCUGAGAACUUGGUAUUGUCUGAACACAAGAGCAGAAGUGUGACGCUGAAAUGGAUCCCCGGGGACGAUCACAACAACUCAACCACGGAGUUUAUCAUCGAGUACGAGGAGAGUCAGUGGGAGCCGGGCAAUUGGAAGGAGCUGCUCCGAGUCCCCGGGAACCGCAACUCGGCCGUCCUUAAACUCCACGGCCACGUCGACUAUAGCUUCCGCGUGGCCGGCGUCAACGGCGUGGGGAAGGGUCCUGUCAGCGAGCCCACGGGGAGAUACAAAACCCCAGCGGCAGCCCCCGACAAGAACCCUGAAAAUAUCAAAAUCGAAGGUCAUUUGCCGCAUGAAAUGAAUAUCAACUGGGAGCCGUUGUUACCCAUUGAGCACAACGGCCCCGGUCUGGAGUACAAGGUGAGUUACAGGCGACAGGAUGUGGAGGAAGACUGGAAGGAGCACACGGUGAAGAGGCACUCAUUCGUCGUUGGGAACACCCCCACCUUUGUGCCCUACGAAAUCAAGAUCCAAGCCAGGAACCAUCAGGGCUGGGGGCCCGAACCCAAGAUAGUGACCGGUUAUUCAGGAGAAGACUUUCCCUCUGCAGCGCCUGAUGAUGUAGCUGUGGAGGUGAUGAACAGCUCAGUGGUCAAGGUUAGCUGGACACGAGUACACAAGGACAAGCUACAUGGACAUCUGGGAGGCUACAGGGUAAACUGGUGGCGUCUGCGCAGCCUGGUGAACUCGAAGAAGAGCCACGGAGACAAACACACGCUGGCGAUCCCCGGGGAUCGGAACCACGCCACGGUACCGGGACUCACGCCCUUCUCCGAGUACAGCCUCAUCGUCAUGACCUUCAACGGGAGGGGCAACGGCCCAGGAAGCCAUCCCGUCAACUUCAAAACCCCAGAGGGAGUCCCAGAGAAAAAUGCUGUUUUCAGGGUCACAGAUGUACAGAGGCACACCGUGUCUCUGGCCUGGGCCCCGCCAUUGGAGCCUAAUGGGAUUCUCACUGGAUACCUCCUGGAGUACCAGCUCAUUAAUGACACGGAGGAAGUGGGACCACCGCAGACGGUCGACAUCAGCAACCCUGACACCACCACGUGGAUCCUGCGAGACCUGGAGCCUGUGAGCAAGUACAAGCUGUACCUGCGCUCCUGCACCACGGUGGGCUGCGGGCCCGUCGUCACCGAGGAGUGCACCACCACCCUGGAAACAACUUCCACUUUGGCUUCCACUACUGGGCUCAGCAAGUCAGCUUCCCCCUCACUUCCAAGCACUCCAAAGCCCCCAGUGACCAAACCCACUCGUUCCACCAUAGUCCCGGCCCUGUUGAACGUUAGCUCGGCCGUUAGCGACAGCUUUGCAAAUAUCAGCUGGAUGUCCGGAGGAGCCCACACAGAGUUUUUUAUUGCCUAUAUGAACAACCGUGAGGGUCACUGGAAGAUUUCAGAGGCCUUAAACUCCUCUAGGACUUUCCACGUCAUUGAGGGGCUUGAGCCUGAGACUGAGUACACUGUGCGGCUAAUUCCCAACAGCGGGGUUCAUAAUUCUAGCAUAUUUGAAGAUGUUAUCACGACCGGGUCUACAGGUCUGGCCAGCGUCCACGGAGGAAUAUCCACCCAGGGCUGGUUUAUCGGCCUGAUGUGUGCCAUCGCUCUCCUCACACUCAUUGUGUUGAUCGCCUGCUUUGUCAACAGAAAUAAAGGAGGGAAAUAUUCCGUAAAGGAAAAAGAAGACCUUCACCCAGACGUGGAGUCCCAGGGCAUGAAUGACGACACAUUUUGUGAAUACAGUGACAAUGAUGAGAAGCCACUGAAGGGCAGCCAACACUCUCUGAGCAGGGAGAUCAAAGCGGGGGACAGCGGGGACAGCCUCGUGGACUACGGCGACGAGGAUGUUCAGUUCAAUGAAGACGGCUCCUUCAUCGGCGAGUACGCCGGGCGAAAAGAGAAGAGGGCGUCCGUCGAGAUCAAAGCCACCAUUCAGACCCCGGCGUGAGCAGCGGAGCCGCCGUGGGAAACAGGAAACAGACAUUAUCCAUACUGAGCACAGGUUUUGUGUCAAAUGUAAUGCGUCAUUGCCAACUGCACACUGCCAUUCUCAUUUUAUAAAGCUCUGUUUUGUCAAGUUGCAACAGAAUGAGCAUUACUAAAUACUGUGUAUAUAUAGUGUAUAUUGUAUGUGCGGAGUGUCUUGUUUUUAUAAUUAUUAUUACACACAGAUUUAGAGGACUUGGAUUUUCUUUCUUUCUUUUUUUUAUUUCCAUCACUUUUAAGUGUAAACUGUUUGUCCCCCCCUUUCCCUUCUUUUCCCAUCAUUGUAUGGAGCUCUGCCUCGGAUGUCACCUUACAGCAGGCCACAGAUAUGUGGGGAUAUCAAGUUUUUUAAUCGGGGAAAAGAUUACUGACCUUUUAUAUUGGAAAGGGAUUGAUUAAAUACGAUGUAAGAUGUGUAUAAAGGUUUGCUUAUUAACUUAUUUUUUUUUUCCAGUGGUUUUAUACCUGACAGAAUAACAAAUUCACAUAUCGUCAAAUAUCAUAAACUUUGAUUCUUAAAUCUCCCGGUGACGUGAGGAGGAGGCAGUAUUAUUUCCAUAUUGUUUAUGAGCGUUUAGAUCUGUUACACGGUGUAACUGUAUACAGUCUAGCUUCUGUCUGCAUUUGCAGCCCAAUACACGUUAAAGAAAGUUGCAAAAAUGUAAUUUUCCAUCAAAGUUUUUAAACUGCCAGUACUUGCUGUGAGUUCAUAAUUCAGAUAAGGAAGGUUUUAGUUGAGCGUUAUAGGCUUUAAUUUAUAGUUUGAUGUGUCUUUUAGAGGCUAUGCUAAAUAUGAAGCCAUAGGCAACUGUUAGCUUAGCUUGACAUAAAAACUGCUGAUGGGGAAACGGCUAACUUAGCUCAAAGGUAAAAAGAAAAACAAGUUAAUUUAAAAAAAAAGUGAAUACGCUUUAUUAAAAAAUCCCCUAUAACAAUAUUGUCUCAAGGUGUUUUAAAGAAUCCAGAUCCUAAAAUAAGUGCUUCACAUGUUCUGGUAGAAGGGUUUUGAAAAGGUAGCCGUUUCCCUCCAUUUUCAGUUUAGCUAACCAGCUAACCGGCUGCUAGCUCGGGCUUCAUAUUUAGGACAUGCAUGUUUCUCAAAAUGAUUUCUUUAAAGUGUUACUAUAGUAAAUUAGUUCUUCCCUUCCAAAAUACUGAAGGGCUCGCACACAGACACACACUUAAAAAAAAAAUGGUUGAAAUCAAAAGAAGCCAUGAUAUCAUGUAUUUUUAUAUGAGUCAGUCUCCAAAUCGCUGGAUCCCACAUUUCCCACAAUGCCUCUUUUAAGUCCAUGGCGACUUAUCCCAGAGAUUUACAGGGUAAUUUUCUCAGACUUGAGGAGGCCGAGGUGUUGCAGUGGAUUUAUGAACAGUUUUUUGUAAUCAGAUGACUUUAUCUGGUGGCAUGGUAUUUUACGCGUGCUGAUUCAGAAUGCUGUAGUAUUAAAUGAAGUGUUACAUCAGUCUUAACAAGCCUUACUUCCAAUAUACUGCCAUUCAAAACAGUCGUUAUGUUUCUGCAUUAACCACGUGAUCAGAAAAAAAAAAAUUGCAAUGUUUUGUAAAUUCAGCCAUUGCAUGUUACGAAUGUUAAUUGGUUUUAUGGAUGUCAUUAAAUUGCUUUACUUUCCUA